AUCUCCAGGCCGCCGUGGAGGAGGUGCUGCCGGCCCUUCAGCGUGACGGCGUCCGUGUCUUCUACUUGAGCGCCACGUCGCCCACGCCGGGCGUCGAGGCCCUGCUGCCCGCCAUCGAGGCGGCCUCCGAUGAGCCCCUUCCCGCCCACCACCGCGCCGGCGUCACCGCCGACUCCAAGGCCAUGUACAUCUACACCUCCGGCACCACCGGGCUGCCCAAGGCAGCGCUGCGGCCCGACGACGUCAUCUACACAACGCUGCCGCUCUACCACUCGGCCGGGCUGCUCAUCGGGCUGGGAGGGUGCCUCGAGGUUGGAGCCACCUGCGUCCUACGGGCCAAGUUCUCCGCCUCCCAGUUCUGGGACGACUGCCGCCGCUACAAUGUCUCCGUCAUCCAGUACGUGGGCGAGCUGAUGCGCUACCUCUGCAACACGCCCAAGCGCGCCAACGACCGGGAACACGGGGUGCGCUUGGCCAUAGGCAACGGCCUGCGGGCGGAGGUGUGGAAGGAGUUUCUCCAGCGCUUCGGCCCCAUCACCAUCCGGGAGUUCUACGGGGCCACCGAGGGCAACGCCGGCUUCAUCAACUACACCGGCAAGAUCGGGGCCGUGGGCAGAGCCAACGUGUUCCUCAAGAUUUUCGCUCCUUUUGAGUUGAUCAAGUACAACGUGGAGGAGGACGAACCCGUACGGGACAAGCGAGGUCUCUGCAUCCCAGUCUGCCCCGGUGAGACAGGGCUGCUGGUCAUCAAAAUCACCAAGAACACCCCUUUCCACGGCUACGCGGGCGAUUCCCAGAAGACAGAGAAGAAGGUCUUGAGGGACGUCUUGGUCAAAGGCGAUACCUUCUUCAACAGCGGUGACCUCCUCAUGAUUGACCGUGAAAGAUUCAUCUACUUCCAGGAUCGAGUAGGAGACACGUUUCGUUGGAAAGGUGAGAAUGUGGCCACGACAGAGGUGGAGGCCACUCUCGCCAUGGUGAACUUCAUCGAGGAGGUCAAUGUCUAUGGAGUGUCUGUGCCGGGUUGCGAGGGGCGAUGUGGCAUGGCCGCCAUCCGCCUGAAGGCCGAGGCCACCUUCGACGGCGAUGCCCUCUACGCCUUCGCCAGGGAGACGCUGCCCAGCUACGCUGCCCCCGGCUUCGUGCGCAUCCAGGACACCCUGGAGAUCACCGGCACCUUCAAGCG
Tauraco erythrolophus (red-crested turaco) is the source of this 1186-nucleotide messenger RNA. Lineage: Eukaryota; Metazoa; Chordata; Aves; Musophagiformes; Musophagidae. The record is from RefSeq and is a predicted model, not a curated record.